This is a messenger RNA of Colossoma macropomum (tambaqui), 2986 nucleotides long. It is a transcript of the gene tacc3, whose product is annotated as transforming, acidic coiled-coil containing protein 3. Gene Ontology annotation, cellular component: cytoplasm. Lineage: Eukaryota; Metazoa; Chordata; Actinopteri; Characiformes; Serrasalmidae. The coding region runs from base 125 to 2896 and encodes 923 amino acids. Gene Ontology annotation, biological process: cerebral cortex development; cell population proliferation; mitotic spindle organization. The transcript has 16 exons. The record is from RefSeq and is a predicted model, not a curated record.
CCGCUGCAGCUCCAGAGCGAGGAUUCUGGUGGAGAGGAGGGAGGCGUCGGUCUGUCUCUGAAGAAAAGCGAGUUUAAGUCAUUAUUCCGCCUCUGCUGCUGCUGACUCUAACUACAGAUAGAGUAUGAGUUCAGUGGUGGUGAACGAUGAGAAUCAGGGAGUUUGCCCUGUACGGAAGCACGUCACGUCUGAAGCCGCAGCUGACAUUUUUGCCCUGGAUCAGCCGACUGGCAGGCCGUCCAUUCUGCGACAGUCGCAGUCUGAAAACAUCAACAAAAACGUGCCUAAAGGAGUGAAGGUUUGUUUCCAAACCCCACGCAGAGACCCAGUCACUAAGAAGAUUAUGUCUCCAAGCCGUGUCGGCAGGAUGACUUCUCUGGACGAUUGCAUGGCCGCUCUAGAGUCUCUCUCUCUGACUUCUGCUGCUGAGACACCUGCUGAACAAAGUGUUCCCGCAGCACCAGUUGAUGUCCCAAGUAAAAACGAAACUCCAUACCCUGAUGAUGAAAUGCCCAUUCAGAGCAAAGGAGGCUACACAAUCGAUUUUGACAACCUGGAGUCCAUAAAUCCUUUUCAGAGCACCUCACUAAUGACCCUGUCACCACCCAAACCUGCUGUUUUAUCAAGCACUAUGACCCCACCAGAGCCAGAACAACUUGAUGUGGUGUCUGUUCCUUCGCUAUCUGCCCUUGAAGAGGUGGAGAAAGCUCCAGAAAAGCCAACUCAGAUGGACAUGGCCCUGGAUGAGACUAUCCCUCUGAGCCAGUCUGUUGAAAACUCCCUGGCAGAUCUAUCUUCAGAUAUGCCCUCCACAGACACCACAGUGAUCAUUGGGCAGAGAAGUUGUGGAACACCCAUCAUGGAUCAGAGCACUAAUGACACUGAGAAUCUGGAGGUUCCUGCACCAGCUUCCAUCUCGGAUAGUGUUCCUGUUAAAGAAGAACCCUCAGAUGCUGUGGAUUCUCCAUUACCACCUAAAGGAUCCUACAGCUUUGACUUUGAUAAUCUUGAUUCAGUGAAUCCUUUUCAAACCGGUGGCUCAAAGCUUCAAAACUCACCACCUCUUGGCAGAAAAUCACCCAUCAGCAAUUCUCCACCUCCAAAAAUAGAGGAACCUAAGAAAGAUGAGGUCGUCCCUGAGGCCAUUCAGACAGUUCCAGAGAAGCCUAGCCAACCAGAGGUGAAGCCAGUCACCCCUGAGCCACCUGCAGUUAUUACUACAACCGAAAGCACUUCAUCUGAACCGCCUCCAAAAGACGGCCACAUGGUACUGGAAUUUAACUUUGACGAUGGCGCAGAAGUCAAGCGCAAGCCUCCUCCCAAACGCCUUGGCGUGAAGAGACCCCCAGGGGCCAAACCAGCCUCUAAGAAACCCACCUCUGCUCCAGCGGAGAAGAAAUCCCCAGAACCCAAACCUGAAGCUCGUGAUGCACCAGUUGAAACAGCACCUGUGGAGAUCCCCGUCGCCAAAGGCUCUUACACUUUUGAGUUUGAUAAGUUUGAUGAUCCCAACUUCAACCCGUUUGGUACGAAGGCUAAGAUGGGUAACUCUCCUCCUCGUGGUGAUAAGAUCAGUCCGGUGAAGAGUGAAGAACCACCGGCUCAGGCACAGCGGCCCACAACACCAACACCACCUGACAACCAGCCAGAACAGCAAGGCAGCGUGGCCAGUAAUGCACACAGUUCUCCUCCUUGUGACGGUAUUGAAAAGACGACAGAAGCAGAGCCAUCAUUGACUAAGGUGGAGGAAGAGACCAAGCCUUCCAUAAUUGAGUGCAACAGACCCUGCAGCCCAGCCAAUCAGAAGCCAGUAGCCAGAGAGCUGACUCCUGAGCCCUGUCUGCAGAACCAAAGCACAGAGUUUGAUUCAACUACAGCUGAUGAUGGGUUUUUGCCGGGCUCCAUGUUCAUGCCUAGUGACUUAGAUGGACAGAUUGAUUAUUUGGAGCAGUUUGGAUCGAGCACUUUUAAGGAGUCUGCCCUGCGAAAGCAGUCUCUGUACCUGAAGUUUGACCCGCUGUUGAAGGAGAGCCCUAAGAAAGUAGCAAUGGACACCAACUCUGCGUUCAGCCUGCCACGGCCCUCCCUUGCCAUCCGGAUGAUGGAGGCCGCUCGGUCUGAGGUGCGGCAGAAAUCUCGGCAGGAAAGCCCAAAGCUGCUGGAAGAUUUCCCUCCACUGGUCGAAGUCCCAGUGGUGCAGGACCCCACUGUGCUGGACCUGCUGGUGCCCACCCUCAAACAGCCACAGAGGAGUGAGGACGUCAUCGUGGAUGUGCUUAUGUACAGUCAGAAGGACAUGGACGCUGCCAUGGAGAGGGCACGUAAACAGGCUGUGGAGAAGGAGGAGGAACUGAAGGCUGAGAUGGAGAAGCUACGUCUCGAUAACCAACACAUGGUGUUAAUUGUGUCAGAGUUUGAGGCAGUUAUUGCUCAGAUCACAGCGGAGCACAAGCAGAAGGAGGAGCUGGCGCAGGCAGAGCUGAGUAAAGUCCUUCAGGAAAAACAGCAGCUGGCUAAAGACCUGAACGAUAUGGAGCGAUCAUUCUCUGACGUCGUCAAACGCCUGGACAGACGCAAGGAGGUCAUUGAUGGCUUCAAGAAGAAUGAGGAGACGCUGAAACAGUGUGCGCAGAGCUACCUGGCCAGGCUGCAGAAAGAGGAGCAGCGCUACCAGAUGCUGAAAACUCACGCAGAGGAAAAGAUUGACCAGGCGAAUAAGGAGAUAGCGGAGGUCCGCUCUAAACUCGGAGCUGAAGUUUCAGCUCUUCAGGUCCAGCUGCGAAGAGAGCAGCUCAAAGUGCAGUCACUGGAGAAGAACCUGGAGCAGAAGACGAAGGAGGUGGAGGAUGUCACCAAGCUGUGUGAUGAGCUGAUUAUGAAAGUGCAGAAGCACUAAAUUUUAUUAGUUCUGUCUGUAUAUCUGUGUCCGUCUGUCUCUUGUUCUUGUUCUUGUUCUUUACUGACUAAAUAAAAAAAAUAUUUACAA